AAGCCAAUCCCUAUCAACGGGCCGGCUAAUCCUACAUCCCACAUGAUAAGAAGUUAAAAACGCUUGCUGGGCUUUUCGUUUUAAGCUAAGUUUCUUCUGUGGGAGAUGGGUUUCUUGAGAGGAGAUGAAAGCCAUGAAACUGAAAGAGUUCUGAAGCUGCAAUGAAAGCCAUGAAACUGAAAGAGUUCUGAAGCUGCAAUCUUGGUGAGUUUUCUAGUGUCUCCUCCUUAGAAAGUAUGGGUUGGGUUUUUCUUGAAACACAGGAAAAUGAUUCUUUUCCUCCCACCCAGCAGCCGUUCUUUGUUUCUCAAUCACCCCCACCUCCUUUCAUUCAAUCUAAUAGUUUCAGUGUUGACAACAAAAUCAGUCCAAGUAUCUUACUCAUCAUCAUAAUUCUUGCUAUUAUAUUCUUCAUCUCUGGUUUGCUUCACCUUCUUGUUAGAUUUCUUCUGAGACCCCCCAAUAGAGAGCCUGAAGAUUCAGACAAUGUGACAGCCUUGCAAGGGCAGUUGCAGCAGCUCUUCCAUCUCCAUGAUGCAGGGGUAGAUCAAUCCUUCAUAGAUACCCUCCCUGUGUUUGUUUAUAAGACCAUUAUAGGAGCCAAGAACCCAUUUGACUGUGCUGUCUGUUUGUGUGAAUUUGAGGCUGAGGACAAGCUCAGACUACUCCCAAAAUGCAGCCAUGCCUUCCAUAUGGAGUGCAUAGACACAUGGCUCUUGUCUCACUCUACUUGCCCUCUCUGCAGAGGUAGUUUGCUUCCUGAUUUCUCUCCACGUGCUAGCUGCUCUCCUAUUGUUCUUGUUCUCGAAUCUGGGAGUGAAAGCUCCAGAGAGAUUGUUCCAGAUAGAGAGGCUGCUCUCGGUGGUAAUUCAGUUCUAGGAACUAGUGCCCGAAUGGGAUUUCAUGGAGAUGAGGAAUUGGGGCUCUCCUGCAAUGAUGUCUCUCAGAAAUCAUGUGAAAUUUCAGUGAAAGAGGAUGUCAUUCCUGUUGUAUCGGUGGUUUCAGAGGAAAAGGUCGUUCCUGUUAAGCUUGGGAAGUUCAGGAAUGUAGAUGUUGCUGCUGGAGGUGGCGCUCAUGGCGAAUGCAGUAGCAGUAGCUGUAAUGUAGAUGCAAGGAGGUGUUUCUCAAUGGGGUCGUUCGAGUAUGUUAUGGAUGAGAGUUCUUCAUUGCAGGUGGCCAUAAGACCCUCGGCACGGAAACAAACAAGUAGGAAGACUUCUCUGCCAUUAACGCCAGGCCACAAGCUCGCAAUGUCUGAAUGUGAUUGCCAUUCUACCAGGUCAGAAUUCAAGGCAUUUGUGGAAAGUUCUGAGUUUCCUGGCGGUGGCAGUAUCAGCACUGGAAAUGAUGUUGGAAGGAGCAAAAAGGAGAGUUUUUCUGUUUCUAAGAUCUGGCUCCGGUCGAAGAAGGGGAAACCAACGCCGGCAGAAGAUUCUUCCCGGCGAGCUUUCUCUUUUCGAUUUCCAUUACAGAAGAAUCCUGCAGAUGAUUUGAAGCAGAAGCAUAACAACAGUAGUAGGAGGACUAUCUCUGAAAUCGAUGUUUCUAGGUGGGAAAGCAGCGGCAGUGAACUGGGUUUAGAUGAGGAAGUUGGUAGCCAUGUCAGUCUGGAUUCUCAGGCCAAUCCGCCAUCCUUUGCAAGGAGAACACUGCUUUGGCUUAUGGGAAGACAGAAUAAGGUGGUUCAUUCAUCCUCUUCACCCAACGUCUGAUUCUUGGAUUUGUUUCUUGAUUAAUUAUUCUGGAUUCCUAAAUUUUGGAGAGACCAGUAGAGGAUGCGAGAAAGGAAAAAGAGAAGAAAAAGAAUGAAAAAUGUAAAAAGUCAUCAACACAAUCUCUGCAUUUUACUGUAGAAUGUUUAGUUCAAAGAGCAUAUUUUCUCUGUGGAAGAUUAAUCAUUUUUCCCAGUUGUUCCUUUCUACCCUUUUUUCAUGAAUCUCGAAAUCAUUGAAUUCAUCCUCUCAAAAUCUGUUCUUCAUGCUUCCAUACCCUGAAUUAAAACUAACCAGUUGAACUAUUAACAACAGAAGA
Nelumbo nucifera (sacred lotus) is the source of this 2031-nucleotide messenger RNA. Its product is annotated as RING/U-box superfamily protein. The record is from RefSeq and is a predicted model, not a curated record. NCBI's taxonomy places the organism in Eukaryota, Viridiplantae, Streptophyta, Magnoliopsida, Proteales, Nelumbonaceae.